GCCUCAGCACCCGGGGCCAAGCAAAUAUUUGUCGUUCUGGAUUAACCUGAGCUCCAGGCUGUCAUGGCGGCAGGAGAGCGACCUUGCAGCGUUUCUGUGGCCCACCCCAGUGUCGGCACCUCCAGAAUGUGGCAGAUCACAAGUCUCUUACUGGUGGCAGCCACCUGGGAAAUUUUGGGCACGCCACUUCCCACUGGCCCCCCAGCCCAGCGAGCUGCCCAUCUCCCCCCACCACCACCCCCAGGCUCCGUGUUCUCCAGCAGCCAGCGUGCCCACCAGGUGCUGCGGAUCCGGAAACGUGCCAACACCUUCCUGGAGGAGCUUCGCGAGGGCAACCUGGAGCGGGAGUGCGUGGAGGAGACCUGUGACCUGGAGGAGGCCCAGGAGAUUUUCAAAAAUGUCAAGGACACACUGGCUUUCUGGUACAAGUACGUCGACGAUGACCAGUGCGCUACGCUGCCUCCCGGACACCCGUGCGACAGACCCUGUUGCGGGCACGGCACGUGCGUCGACGGCCUCGGCGCCUUCCACUGCGACUGCGACGGCGGCUGGGAGGGCCGCUUCUGCGCCUUUGAGAUGAUCUUCUCCAACUGCUCCGUGGACAACGGCGGCUGCGCUCACUACUGCCUGCAGGCGGAGGGCGCGCGUCGCUGCAGCUGCGCCCCGGGCUACAAGCUGGCCGACGACUUGCGGGAGUGCCAGCCCGUAGUGAAGUUCCCCUGUGGAAGGGUGGCGAAGCCCACAGAGAAGAAGCGCCACAAGUUGAAACGUGAUGUAGGCCAAGUAGGCCAAGUCAACCUACCUACAGACCAGGUCGACUCACCUACAGACCAGGUGAGCCCACCUACAGGCCAAGUGGAUUUGCCUACAGGCCAGGUGGACUCAACUACAGACCAGGUCUACCCACCUACAAGCCAACUGGACUCACCUACAGACCAGGUUGACCCACCUGCAUACCAGGUUGACCCACCUACAGGCCAACUGGACUCACCUACAGGCCAGGUGGACUCACCUACAGACCAGGUGAACUCAACUACAGACCAGGUUGACUCACCUGCAGACCAGGUUGACCCACCUGCAUACCAGGUUGACCCACCUACAGGCCAACUGGACUCACCUACAGGCCAGGUGGACUCACCUACAGACCAGGUGAACUCAACUACAGACCAGGUCGACCCACCUACAGACCAGGUGGACUCACCUACAGGCCAGGUGGACUCACCUACAGACCAGGUGAACUCAACUACAGACCAGGUCGACCCACCUACAGACCAGGUGGACUCAACUACAGACCAGGUGGACUCACCUGCAGACCAGGUUGACCCACCUGCAGACCAGGUGGACCCACCUGCAGACCAGGUUGACCCACCUACAGGCCAACUGGACUCACCUACAGACGAGGUCAGGCGGCCUCCAGAUCAGCUGGACCAACUCGACCCGCGCCUUAACCCGCGCCUCAUCCAGGGGAAGCCGACCAAAUGGGGAGACAGCCCCUGGCAGGUGAUCCUGCUGGACUCGAAAAAGAAGCUGGCCUGCGGGGCGGUGCUCAUCCACACACACUGGGUGCUGACCGCCGCUCACUGCAUGGAGGACGGCAAGAAGCUCUUCGUCAGGCUGGGAGAGUACGACCUGCGGCGCUUUGAGAAGUGGGAGGUGAACGUGGACAUCAAGGAGGUGGUCAUCCACCCCAACUACAGCAGGAGCACCACGGACAACGACAUCGCGCUGCUGCACCUGGCCAAGCCCGCCACCCUCUCGCAGGCCAUUGUGCCCAUCUGCCUGCCGGACAGCGGCCUGGCGGAGCGCCAGCUCAUGCGCGUGGGCCAGAAGACCGUGGUGACCGGCUGGGGCUACCGCAGCGAGAACAAGAGGAACCGCACCCAGGUCCUCAACUUCAUCCAGAUUCCCGUGGCCCCGCGCAAUGAGUGCAUCCAGGCCAUGUACAACACGGUCUCGGAGAACAUGCUGUGCGCCGGCUUCCUCGGGGACCCGCGCGACGCCUGCGAGGGCGACAGCGGGGGCCCCAUGGUCGCCUCCUUCAGUGGCACCUGGUUCCUGGUGGGCCUGGUGAGCUGGGGCGAGGGCUGCGGGAACCCCCACAACUACGGCAUCUACACCAAAGUCAGCCACUACCUCGACUGGAUCCAGAGCUACAUCAGACACGACGAAGCUGCCCCCGAGAGCGGGCGCCUUGGCCUUGGCCCCUCCCGUGGCAGCAGGGCUGCCGGUGGGCACUAAAGGGGACAUUAAAAGGGGCCUGCCAUUCCGUCUGUCCUUCCACCCCUCUCCUGGGCUGUCCUGGAGAGAAGCAACAUUCCCUGAGCAUCUUCUGAUGUUUGCCUCGUGAACAGAAUCUCAUUUAACUCCCAGCAAGUCCUUGAGGUGGGGAGAGGCAGAGACAAGUUUUGUGGGGGGCUGAAGCUAAUAAAGUUUGGGGGGCUUUCUUUAUGAAAAGGAAUAAAAAAAUAUGAAUACAAAA
This is a messenger RNA of Choloepus didactylus (southern two-toed sloth), 2479 nucleotides long. RefSeq names its product protein C, inactivator of coagulation factors Va and VIIIa (gene PROC). Gene Ontology annotation, biological process: proteolysis. The record is from RefSeq and is a predicted model, not a curated record. The transcript is spliced from 9 exons. Gene Ontology annotation, cellular component: extracellular region. Lineage: Eukaryota; Metazoa; Chordata; Mammalia; Pilosa; Megalonychidae. Gene Ontology annotation, molecular function: calcium ion binding; serine-type endopeptidase activity. Bases 64 to 2238 code for a protein of 724 amino acids.